Carassius carassius (crucian carp) is the source of this 4951-nucleotide messenger RNA. RefSeq names its product glucagon receptor-like. The transcript has 15 exons. Gene Ontology annotation, cellular component: plasma membrane. Bases 523 to 2076 code for a protein of 517 amino acids. Gene Ontology annotation, molecular function: glucagon receptor activity; gastric inhibitory peptide receptor activity; peptide hormone binding. Gene Ontology annotation, biological process: adenylate cyclase-activating G protein-coupled receptor signaling pathway; cell surface receptor signaling pathway. Lineage: Eukaryota; Metazoa; Chordata; Actinopteri; Cypriniformes; Cyprinidae. The record is from RefSeq and is a predicted model, not a curated record.
CACUGAGUGUUGACGUCAGGCAGAUGAUGCAGACGCGCUCUGCAGCUUCACUUUGAGCACUUCAUUGUGUUCGUGCAAUGAAACUUAUGUGUGUGUCCCUCACCAAAGACCAGUUCACGCCAAAUCUGAAGCGCAGAUUGAUAGUCGCAGAAGGAUUCAUCUCGCAUUAGUCCAUCCUGGAUCGGAUUACGUGUUAAAUCCUCUGCGCUGGGAUUCAGUUUUGUUCCUCUAAAGAUGCCCGCUUGUGGAUCGCAGAUUGGGGACUUUCGCGGAAUUAAACGAGCUAAAGUUGACCUCUUCUCCCUGGAAGAGUUUUGACUGAGUCACACAUACCCAACUAAUCAUUCUGAUGGAUUUCUGCAGGACGACAAGAACUUCAGAUUUAAUGCCUUCUGUGAUCUAUUGGAGGCUUUAGUAUAUGGCUGUGUGGUGAUAGCUGAAGCCUUCCUAUGAGGUGCGCAUAUUGGUGUGGACCCCCGGCUUCCCUCCCAGUGCCAGCAGCAGCAGCAGCAGGACUAAGGGAUGUCACAAGUAUUCCUCCUUCUGACCCUGCUCAGUUUCUCCUCCUGCAUCCAGGUGUCAUCAACUGCAUCCCUCAAAACUUUGAUGGCAAGAUGGAUGAUGUACCGAGAUGAAUGUUUUCGAAAUAUUAGCAGAGAACCACCGAUGGCAGGUCUUGUGUGCAACAGGACAUUUGAUAAGUAUGCCUGCUGGCCAGAUGCACUGCCCAAUACUACAGUGAGUGUGGCCUGCCCCUGGUACCUGCCCUGGCACAAGGAAGUCCGACAUGGGUUCGUGUAUCUGGAGUGUGAUGCAGACGGACAGUAUAGCAAACAGAAGAAUGCCAGCGAAUGUCUAUCACGUGACCCCACACAAAUCAACAUGCGACACUACGGACGGAUCCUCAGUCAGUUCCGGACCAUGUACACCAUUGGAUAUUCCCUGUCUCUCGCGGCACUGGUGCUGGCAUUGGCUAUCCUGGUGGCCUUUAGGAAGCUGCACUGCAUGAGAAACAACAUCCACAUGAACUUGUUUGCCUCCUUCAUCCUGCGAGCCUCUUCUAUUCUCAUCAAAGAUGCCAUGUUGGAAAGGCCUGAUGACUUCCAUGCUGGUCAGGACAUCACCACAGAACUGGAGGUGGAGUGGCUGGUUAAAAACGAGACGGCGAUCGGCUGCAGGGUUGCAAUGGUGAUGAUGCAGUACAGCAUACUGGCCAACAACUACUGGCUGCUGGUGGAGGGCAUCUACCUGCACAGCCUUCUGGUCAUCACAGUCUUGACGGAGAGGAAUUACUUCGCCAUCUAUCAGUGUAUCGGCUGGGGUGCCCCUCUGAUAUUUGUGUUGCCGUGGGUGAUCGUGAAGUACUUGUACGAGAAUGAAGAAUGCUGGGUGCAGAAUAUUAACAUGGAGUACUGGUGGAUUAUUCGUUCGCCAAUCCUGCUGGCCGUGUUGAUUAACUUUUUCAUCUUCAUACACAUCAUCAAGAUUCUUGUGUCCAAACUGAGGGCGCACCAAAUGAGAUAUUCUGACUACAAGCUCCGGCUUGCCAAGUCAACACUCACCCUGAUUCCGUUACUGGGGAUCCAUUCGGUCCUGUUUUCAUUUGUUACUGAUGAGUCUACCUCACAUGGUGCUCUAUCCCUGCGCCUCACAAAGCUAUUUAUCGACCUAUUUUUCAACUCCUUCCAGGGGCUGCUGGUAGCCAUAUUAUAUUGCUUUGUCAACAAGGAGGUUCAGUCUGAGAUUCUGAAGAAAUGGAGACGUUGGAAGCUUGGGAGGGACAUAGAGGAGGAGUACCGUCACACCUACAGCCAGUCCCUUCAAAUGAAGAGUGGCAGCAUCAUGGUCCCUCCUUCCAACCUCUCGCGGCUGCCUGAUAUGGCUACCACUACCUCCCGGCUCGGCAGUCCAGAAGAGAAGCAGAUGCUGGUGUCCCACAGCCAGAAUGGUAUGGGUACUGGAUUGCAGUUCACCUCCACACCACAAGAUAGUUCCACCUGCAGUUCGAUAACAGAGGACAUAGUGAUGGUGGACAGAGGAAAGUGUUGUAGCGUUCAACAGGACAGCAACCUGUAAGAUGUCUUGCAAAGAAGACCCUUAGGCCAGCCACCCUUGCAUCUUCUGGCAGAGUUCCCUGAAGCAAGGAGCAAGAGGCAUGUGAAUGUGUGCGUGUUUAUGUGUGAGUUUGUGAAAGCACUAUCCUCUCUGAAUGACACAUGAUGGACACGCGUUCAUCAUGUUACAUGGUGCUCAGUUGACGCUGUCCCAGUCCGACAGGAUCAGCGGUGAGCAGAAGGUGGACAUAUGUUAAAGAUUUGCACAAAUGUACAUGCUAACAACUCAAUGAUGAAGAACAGAGUCUUACCUCUAGUCUUAUAUAGGUGUCUGUGAUGUUGAUGAUUUAGUUGAGAAAUCCCAUUGGGACUGCAGGGUCCAAGAGGAACCAUCACAAGAAAACAUCUACUGUACAACCAGUGCCUCUGGAUGAACGAGAGAUUAACAAAGAGAUACAUUUAACUGAACUUGUCAAAAUGUUGACUAAACCGGGUAAUGUAUUCCAGAGUGAAUAAUCUCCAUUUAAACCGAAGGACCCCACAUGAAAAGGCCAACUUUUACCUGAAUUUCCAUACAGGUUUAUGCUAAUAUGGUGCCGAUGGACUAGCAAAGCCAAAAAUGGGUAAAGCUGAUUAGUCAAGGACAUUCUGCUGGUUAAGUAAGCAAAGAAGCCUUGUGGUGACACCAACACACCAGCAUUUUUGUUUGCUUAUAUUUUGGAAUCAAUUGACACUUUUGGGUACAUGUAACACGUAAAGCUGUUUUUGUGUAGUUUAAUUAAAACCAUCUUUGUCUAUGUUAGAAAUUAAUUGCCAAGAUAAGGUAUAGAUAUAGACUGAUCAAGUAUUGACAGGUAUUACCCAUGUGCCUUUUUCUGUAGGCCAUAGACCCCAAUAUUAAAACAAAAACAGAAAGAUUCACCUUGCAGAGUAAGUGAAGUACAAAUCAGUCACCCAAUCUUCAGAGGUUAAAGUUGCUUAAAGCAGAUUCUGUAUAACGAACAGGAUUUCAAGCAAACAUUAGAUGAAUGUGCCACUAUUAAUCACGAUGAUUUGCUCCCUUGAAGGAAAUAUGCUUGGUCAAGCAUGCAAAAUACAGCCAUAUGUGAAAUGCUUUAAAGGGUCUGGGUCAAUGCCUUAAUCAAGUAGCAUGACAGAUCUGAUUCCCCUGUGUCAGCGGUCAGAGGAGAUGACUAUCCACCAGACAUGUUGAUAUGUUCAAGAGUCAGUAUUAGUGAGCAACUGCUUCUUCUCUCGCAUACUUCUCAUCUCCCAGUAGGCAUUCAAAUUCUUUGCCAUAGAGCUUUGAACGAUGUUCAGGAUGUGUAGGAGGAACUGCAAGGACAAAAUUAAGAACAAAUUACAACCUAAGACAUCGAUCAAAAUGGUUCCUCACUCAGAGGAUGUUUAUCAUGCUCAGUUCAAGAUACGAUAUGCUAUUCAAAAAAAUACGCAACCGCAAGACACUGAAAUGAGAUUGCAGCGAAGUGUAGAGGUGAAGUAAAUAAUUUCUAUGACAUUAGCGCCAGCAAAUCUGUGUGUUUGAGUGGCCCAGCUGAGCCAAAACCAUAACAGUGUUUGGGGUGGGACUUUUUGUUUUAACCAUAGGGUUAAGGUUUGGUUGGGUAAUAUUAGCAGUUAACCCCUGCUGGUAGAUGCUGACUACACAAUUAUAGAGGCAAAAAUCAUAUUUCCUCACUGACGACCUUACAUGUAGAGUAACUACAUUUAAGUGAAAUGAGAAUGCUAAAAAAGAAUGGGUUUUUUCAGUUAUUGAAAUAUAGAAAGUCUCUUAUGAAAAUAAAUGUUGUACACUUUUGUUUAGUGUCACUAAUGACGUAUAAAUUACAUACUUCUCCUUUAAUGGCAAUGAGCAGCUGAUGCCCCAUAUUGUGGCAUAUGUGUGCAUUAUGAUGCACAUUUAUAUUUUCUUUAGAUCAUCAAACACAUGAUGAUAAUGAUUUUCGCUGAUAACUGUUAGGGGCAAUUUGCACAAUUUUAAUUUAUAAUUGUUAAAUAUGUAGAUAUCGGUAAAUGCCUGUUGAGAUUUGUCAUGACUUUGUUUUGUGGUGUCUGUUAUUUGUGCACAUGGUGUGUAUUUGGUGCUUGUGUGUGCUUCGUGGAGAGUGAGAGAAACAUCUAGGUCCUGGUUAAGUGUUCAGUAAACUAAAAAAGAUAAAUUACUGACAUUUUUUGACCAAUUUUGCAUUUUGAGUGAGAGAUAAUUCAGUCCUUCUGUGGUAAUUGUGAGACCGUAGUGGCUAAUUUAUAAUAACUGCAGAUGAAAGACUCUUUAGUGCUUACAAAGUGCUAAACGUUGCAAAAUCCAGUUGGACUUUUUUUCAAAAAUGGGAAAUACUUAAUUUCCACAAGGGAUCAAAGACCAUGAACUUAUUUGUCAUGAGGUUGUCUGCCACAACAAAACCUCCUGUUGAAUAUUUCAAACAGAUUUUCCAAAAUUGACAUCAUGUAAUGUUAUCCAAGGAUGACAGUAAUCGUGGAAGUCGAUAAAUCAUGCAUACAUGGGUCUGCCUUCUAUUUCCAUGUGAGUGUAAGGCCUCUGUUUCUUGCAGCCAAACUGAAGUGAUGCCAGAUUCUUCAGUGAGGGAGGCAAAGCGUCUGUUAUGCUCAUCUAUCUGCAUUCAAACUUCAGAGCCUCUUGAAAUAUCUAGAAAUGAACCUGCCAAGAGUAUCCCAGGAGAACCCGAGCCAUGCUUUGAAAGCAGGAGAGAUGGAAAGCUGAAUCUGUGUAACAGAACAUGCAUUGGAUGAACUGAACCCAUUAUUUUUAAGUAUGUGAAUGGUAAUGAUGUUGCAUCAAAGUAUGGUAUUUUAAAACUGUCAAAACUAAUACUGAUGUAUAUAUAGAAAUAACUUACUCAAAUAUGAAAAAAGAA